UGCCUGCCGGAAGUGCCGCAGCGCGGGCGCCAUGCGGGCCCCGCGGCAGUGCGCUGUGUGCGGGGCGGCCGGGGCGGCCAAGUACCGCUGCCCGCGCUGCGCCGCGGCCUACUGCUCCGUGUCGUGCUGCAGGACACACAGGGAGCGCUGCACGCCGGAGCCGAAGCGGGAGCCAGAGGCCUCUGCAGCGCUGCCCGCCCCGCCCGCAGACAGCCCCUGGUCGGUGGACGACAUCCUGAGCGAAGACGACGAACGGGACCGCGUCCCGCUGCAGAAGCUCAAGCUCCUCGGGGAGUCGGAAGAACUGAGAACCCUGCUGCUGAAUCCACAUCUCCGGCAGCUCCUGCUGACCCUCGAUCAAGGAGUAGACAAAAGCUCCCUCAUGAAGAAGUACAUGCAGGAGCCGUUAUUCGUUGAGUUUGCAGACUGCUGCUUGGGAAUCGUUGAGCCUCCAGAGAAGGAGAAUGUUCUUCCUGAGUGAGCUGCCUUUGGGAACACUUCCCUUUCCUUGAGAUUUUUGCCUUGUGACAGAGAGACCAGCAGCACCCGUGCUGGUGUGGUGCACUGUGCUGGGCACUUCCUCAAGGCUUGCUCGUGCUUUGCUCAUGGGUGUCAGUGCUCCAAUUUAAACAGGGACAUGGUCGUAUUGGACAGAUUUUUAGAUGCUAGGAAUUAAACUUGAUGGAUGUGCUUUCUGAUGGUACAGAAACACUGUCAACCCUGGGAAACAUUGCUUUCCAAUGGCAACAUUAAAUAUAUUUGCAUUUAUUUUAAUCCACAAA
This is a messenger RNA of Pezoporus flaviventris, 782 nucleotides long. It is a transcript of the gene ZNHIT3, whose product is annotated as zinc finger HIT-type containing 3. Gene Ontology annotation, biological process: snoRNA localization; box C/D snoRNP assembly; maturation of LSU-rRNA from tricistronic rRNA transcript (SSU-rRNA, 5.8S rRNA, LSU-rRNA). Gene Ontology annotation, cellular component: nucleus; pre-snoRNP complex. Gene Ontology annotation, molecular function: protein binding. The transcript is spliced from 4 exons. The coding region runs from base 32 to 481 and encodes 149 amino acids. NCBI's taxonomy places the organism in Eukaryota, Metazoa, Chordata, Aves, Psittaciformes, Psittacidae. The record is from RefSeq and is a predicted model, not a curated record.